This is a messenger RNA of Anastrepha obliqua, 1520 nucleotides long. It is a transcript of the gene nopo, whose product is annotated as E3 ubiquitin-protein ligase TRAIP. The coding region runs from base 182 to 1465 and encodes 427 amino acids. The record is from RefSeq and is a predicted model, not a curated record. Lineage: Eukaryota; Metazoa; Arthropoda; Insecta; Diptera; Tephritidae. The transcript has 9 exons.
UGGCGGUAAUAGCUGUAAACAAAAGGGUGAGAAAGCGAGAACACAAGGUAGUCCUUUACAAAACGGUUAAUUUUAUUUUCCGGAAAAGUUUUUUUCGAAAAUUAAUCGCAGGAGUUUUGUUGCAUGUACAUAUUUACUUGUUGGAUGUUGACUAAAUAAAUUUGUUUCGUUGGAGAUCGAUAUGCUCAAUUUGAAUUGUGUUAUUUGUGCGGAGCUCUUCGUUGCCUCCGAUGACGUGCGCGCAACCAAUUGUGGUCAUAUGUUCCACUCAACUUGCCUCAAACAAUGGAUGGACCGCUCAAAAUCAUGCCCUCAGUGUCGCAGCAGAUGUACGGACCGCAGUGUAUUCCGAAUUUACUUCAAUUUGGCGAAUCUGGAUGUGAGUACAAUAGAUGUGGGCUCCCUGCAAGAGCAAGUGGACAAUACGAAUCUGCAAUUGAAAAUGAAAGAAAAAGAGCUAAAUGUGGCAAAUCAGCAGAUAAAAACGCUUAAAGAUCGGGAACUUAUGGCAAUAAAAACUAUUCAAGGAAUGGAGAAAAGAAUACAGAAAAAUGAUUUCACCAUUCUCAGCUACUCGGAGCAGUUGCAAAUCGUGAAAACUGAAGCAAAGAUGGCCGAUGAGCUACGCAAAGAAGUGGAGAAACUUAAACAGCAAAUAAAAACAAUAGAGUCAGUGCAAUCAAUUAUCGCAGCUACAAAUGUUGAAGCUGAAAAAAUGCUAAAAAUUGAAAAGGAUCCUGUGCGUUUGAGCACUUGGGUGGCAGCUCUUAAACGAGAACUGCGCACUUGUGAAACCAAGAAGAAUGAUCUGCGGAGGGCAAUGAAAGUAAUGCAGGACAACUUGCGACAGGAAAUGGCUGCUAAAAAAUCUUGUCAGGAACAAAUUUCGCUAUUAGAAAGUGAAAACUAUCAAUUGCAAGAAAAAAUUAAAGCACAGGAGAGCAAAAAACCUUUAAGUUUGAUGGCUGAUUAUAGAAGAAGGAGUACAGAUGCAGCGCCAAUUGCAUUACCAGAGAAACGCCAAACCUUAUCGCCGACAAUUAAGGAAAAUCUCAAAAAAAUUGAAGAUUCGAACUCGCCUUAUCUCAAUAUCAAGUCCAGCAGCAUAGGGUUGUUGCCAUUAUUUAAGCGUAAUCAAGACACUCAGCCAGACCGAGCUGGAACUACUACCACGAAAUUGGCCACAUUAAAAAUAUCGCCGAAAAAGACUGAAAAAGCAAUCAUUACAAAUACCCGCAGUUCUGGCAUUCUGCGCAAAACUCAAAGUGAUAUCACAGAAAAGUAUUCCAUUAUGAAAAAGCCCCGACUAGCCAUAAGCGCCUCUGCAAAUGCCAAGCACUUUGGCGUUAACUUCGAAUUAAGUGGCUCACGUGCGGCAUCUCCCACAAAACCAAAGCCAAUUGGAAGUACUUUGGACAGCCGCCUGAAAGCUGGUGGUCUGCGUAAUAUUAAGUUAAACAAAUAAUGUCUGCCGGCCGAUUUGCAUUUGAGCGACCUUAGUUCGUACCCAGCAUAUAAUU